Messenger RNA from Odocoileus virginianus texanus, 2471 nucleotides. Lineage: Eukaryota; Metazoa; Chordata; Mammalia; Artiodactyla; Cervidae. The record is from RefSeq and is a predicted model, not a curated record.
GCUAGAGAACAACUGUUCCUUCCACUGUCCUCACUUUACCUGGGAGAAAUCAGAACCUGCAGGGAACUAUGUCAGAGAGUCACCAUGACCUUGCACAAUAACAAUACAACCUCACCCUUGUUUCUGAACAUCAGCUCUUCCUGGAUUCACGGCCCUUCGGAUACAGGGCUGCCCCCAGGAACGGUUACUCAUUUUGGCAGCUACAACAUUUCUCGGGCAGCUGGGAAUCUCUCCUCUCCAAACGGCACCACCAGUGACCCUCUGGGAGGUCAUACCAUCUGGCAGGUGGUCUUCAUUGCAUUCUUAACAGGCGUCCUGGCCUUGGUGACCAUCAUUGGCAACAUCCUGGUGAUCGUGGCAUUCAAGGUCAACAAGCAGCUGAAGACAGUCAACAAUUACUUCCUCUUAAGCCUGGCCUGUGCUGACCUGAUCAUUGGGGUCAUUUCAAUGAAUCUGUUUACUACCUACAUCAUCAUGAACCGAUGGGCGUUGGGGAACCUGGCCUGUGACCUCUGGCUGUCCAUUGACUAUGUGGCUUGCAACGCCUCCGUCAUGAACCUUCUGGUCAUCAGCUUUGACAGAUACUUUUCCAUCACGAGGCCGCUCACGUACCGAGCCAAACGAACAACAAAGCGAGCUGGUGUGAUGAUAGGUCUGGCUUGGGUCAUCUCCUUCAUCCUUUGGGCUCCUGCCAUCUUGUUCUGGCAAUACUUUGUUGGGAAGAGGACUGUGCCUCCAGGGGAGUGUUUCAUCCAGUUCCUCAGUGAGCCCACCAUCACCUUCGGUACGGCCAUCGCUGCCUUUUAUAUGCCUGUCACCAUCAUGACUAUUUUAUACUGGAGGAUCUAUAAGGAAACUGAAAAACGUACCAAAGAACUUGCUGGGCUGCAGGCCUCGGGAACAGAGGCCGAGGCAGAGAACUUCGUCCACCCCACGGGCAGUUCUCGAAGCUGCAGCAGCUAUGAGCUCCAGCAGCAGAGCAUGAAACGCUCAGCCAGGAGGAAGUACGGACGCUGCCACUUCUGGUUCUCAACCAAGAGCUGGAAGCCAAGCGCCGAGCAGAUGGAUCAAGACCACAGCAGCAGCGACAGCUGGAAUAACAACGAUGCUGCUGCCUCCCUGGAGAACUCUGCCUCCUCCGACGAGGAGGACAUUGGCUCAGAGACCAGAGCCAUCUACUCCAUCGUGCUCAAGCUCCCAGGUCACAGCACCAUCCUCAACUCCACCAAACUACCCUCAUCCGACAACCUGCAGGUGCCGGAGGAGGAGCUGGGCACGGUGGGCUUGGAGAAGAAAACCAGCAAGCUUCAGGCCCAGCAGAGCAUGGAUGAUGGAGGCAGCUUCCAGAAAAGCUUCUCCAAGCUUCCCAUCCAGUUAGAGUCUGCCGUGGACACAGCCAAGGCCUCUGAUGUCAACUCCUCGGUGGGUAAGACCACGGCCACUCUACCUCUGUCCUUCAAGGAAGCUACGCUGGCCAAGAGGUUUGCUCUGAAGACCAGAAGCCAGAUCACUAAGCGAAAACGGAUGUCCCUCAUCAAGGAGAAGAAAGCAGCCCAGACCCUCAGCGCCAUCCUGCUUGCCUUCAUCAUCACCUGGACCCCCUACAAUAUCAUGGUUCUGGUGAACACCUUUUGUGACAGCUGCAUCCCCAAAACCUAUUGGAAUCUGGGCUACUGGCUGUGCUACAUCAACAGCACCGUGAACCCCGUGUGCUAUGCCCUGUGCAACAAAACUUUCAGAAACACUUUCAAGAUGCUGCUGUUGUGUCAGUGUGACAAGAGGAAGAGACGCAAGCAGCAGUACCAGCAGAGACAGUCGGUCAUUUUCCACAAGCGGGUGCCUGAGCAGGCCUUGUAGACUGGGGUGCGUUCAAUAGCCGUCACCAAACGCACACAUCAACCCAAAACCUUAGGAGGGAGUAAGGUGAGGGUGGGGGUGAUCUCUGGCGCUGAUAAACAUGUUUUUAUCACCCAGACGUGAAAGAAGCUGCCUGUUUCCCGGUCCAUUAAAUAAACCCAUUUUAAUGUCAAAAGUCAAAUACCUAUUCAGCCAAAAAUAAGUAAGCUUAUUACUGAAUAUGAAGGAAUUUAUUCUGAAAUAGACUUUGUUUUUUCUUAAAGAGAAGGAAAUAAUUUUUUCAUAGCAAUUACACACCCAGAUUGGUCUGCCUGGGUCUUUUAAUUCCCAUUGGCUCUGGAAUCCCGGUGAGCAUAACUAGCUGGCCCAUUGUCACAUGCUCUCCAAGGAUCCCCAAAGUGUCCAUCGGAUCCCACGUGGAACAUGUCAGGCUAGUGAAUCCAUGGUUCUGAAAUUCUUUCAUACUUUGCAAAACAACACCUCCUCGUCCCAGUAGAGCUCUCCGUCUUCUCAUGGGUGUGUCAUUAAACUCUCUUUGUGGACUUGAUUCUUGCAAAGUACUAUUUUGUGCAGUUCAAGUUUCAUACAAGUAAAAGAUAUAUAAAUAUAUAUGU